This is a messenger RNA of Falco peregrinus (peregrine falcon), 2287 nucleotides long. RefSeq names its product galactosidase alpha (gene GLA). Gene Ontology annotation, molecular function: alpha-galactosidase activity. The transcript is spliced from 7 exons. Gene Ontology annotation, cellular component: cytoplasm. NCBI's taxonomy places the organism in Eukaryota, Metazoa, Chordata, Aves, Falconiformes, Falconidae. The record is from RefSeq and is a predicted model, not a curated record. Gene Ontology annotation, biological process: glycosylceramide catabolic process; oligosaccharide metabolic process; glycoside catabolic process. Bases 26 to 1261 code for a protein of 411 amino acids.
UGGACAGUCCGUCGUCGCGGCGGCCAUGGCGGCGGUGCGGGGGGCGCUCCGCUGUGCUCUGGCGGCGGCGGUGCUGGCGGCGGCGCUGGCGCUGGACAACGGGCUGGCGCGGACGCCGCCGAUGGGCUGGCUGCACUGGGAGCGCUUCCUCUGCGCCACCGACUGCGCCACCGACCCGCACCGCUGCGUCAGCGAACGGCUCUUCGUGGAGAUGGCCGAUGUGAUGGCUGCCGAGGGCUGGAGGGACGCAGGCUACGAGUUCGUCUGUAUUGACGACUGCUGGAUGGCCCCGACGCGGGAUGAGCAUGACAGGCUCCAGGCUGACCCAAAACGGUUCCCCAGUGGCAUCCGCAAGCUGGCUGACUACGUCCACUCCAAGGGACUGAAGCUGGGAAUCUACAGCGAUGUGGGGAACAAGACGUGUGCUGGCUUCCCUGGCAGUUAUAACCACUAUGACCUGGAUGCCCAGACAUUUGCCUCCUGGGGUGUGGACUUGCUGAAGUUUGACGGCUGCAACUCUGGCUCACUGGAGCUGCUGGCAGAAGGUUACAGGCACAUGUCUGUGGCCCUGAACAAGACUGGAAGGAGCAUUGUGUACUCCUGUGAGUGGCCUUUCUACUUGAGACCCAUGCAGCAGCCCAAUUACACGGAGAUCAAACAGUACUGCAAUCACUGGAGGAACUUUUUUGAUGUCUAUGAUUCCUGGAGCAGUAUCAAGAGUAUUUUGGACUGGACAGCACUUCACCAGGGCAGCAUUGUGAAGAUAGCUGGGCCAGGGGGCUGGAAUGAUCCUGACAUGCUGGUGAUUGGAAACUUUGGGCUGAGCUGGGACCAGGCGGUGACUCAGAUGGCAAUGUGGGCUAUUAUGGCAGCUCCCCUCUUCAUGUCUAACGACCUGCGACACAUUAGUCCUGAGGCCAAGUGGCUGCUCCAGAACAAAGAGGUUAUCGCCAUCAACCAGGAUCCACUGGGCAAGCAGGGAUACCAAAUCACCAAGGACAAGAACUUUGAGCUGUGGGAGCGGCCACUGUCUGGCCAAGCCUACGCUGUGGCAGUGCUGAACCACCAGGAAAUUGGGGGACCCCAGAACUUCACCUUCUCCCUCGCCUUCCUCGGCAAUGGGCUGGCGUGCAACCCAGCGUGCUCUGUCCAGCAGAUCCUGCCAGCCAGCAGGGACUGGGGGGUUUACAGCUGGGUCUCCUCCUUGAGCGUGGAGGUGAACCCAACAGGCACCGUGCUGCUGAAAGUAGUGGCUCUAUAGGAAGCACAAAUUCAGUCUUUUCAUAAGCCUCGGACUCUGUCUAAACUUCUUGUGACAAGAAGCCUGUCUCCUUCCUCCAUGCAGGGUCUUUGUUCUUUCCUCAGGCAUUCACUAAUCAAGUACUUCUAGGUGGAUUUUGAACCUUUAGCCUGAUGUGACAAAUAGGCAUCACUGUCACCAAGAGAUAACAGGGAAAGGGGUGCUGCUUCUCUUCUGUUUACCCUUUCUCUGGCAUCUCUCCUAACUCCUCCUUCAAGGGGCUAUAAGGGCCCCAGCUGGGCAGCACCACCUGUUAACAUGCACUGCCACUGCCAGUCAAGGAAAUGCAAAGGAUACAUGCAGCAUCUUACAGCUCUCCUGGAGCAUUUCAGGGACAAUAGGGAAAUACAUCCUGGCUGCCUUGCUCUUGCUUUUCCAGGCUGGGGCACACAGUCCCAAGAACAAGAAAAGCUGCUCCUACCCUGCUGAAGAAACCCAACACUCCUCAGAACGCAAACUGGGGCACACAGUGCAUGAGCAAGAAAAGCUGCUUGUACCCUGCUGAAGAAAUGAUGUUCUCACAGCAUGGACAUCUACAUCUACCUUCUGACAACUCAGGGACUGGCCUAAAUCACUGCACUUCUUAGCAACUGCUUCCUUGACAACUGCCUGCACAGUAUAAAUGUGAUUAAGUAUCGUGCCUUAGGACUUGGCUUUUGAAGGUGUCUCCUUACCCCAAGAGUCUUCCUCUCAUCAGUGGCUGUCACUUCCCUUUAGAUGACAAUUCCCUGCCUACCCUUCAUGAGACCGCUGGGAUCCUAUUCCUCAGUGAGCCGCCUUCCAGAAAUACCAGUGUGCUUUUGCUUUCUGCUGCUGACAGCGGCCUUUGCAUUAACAGGUCCUUCUGACACAGGAGAUGGAUACUAAUCACUUAUGUAACCAUCACAUACAAGUAUGUCCCCUUUUGCCUCCUACACAAUCAGGGCAUCUUGAUUUGUUCUUAUCUCUGUGAUUAAGCACUUUGAUUAAAAUGUCCCUUAACAAGGA